AUGCACAUGUGGGGCCACGGGUCAGAGUUCUGGAAGGGUCCAAAGUCUUUGAGGGGCAGCCAGCCGGCAGCCAUGCUGCGGCUGGCGUGCUGCUGCUGCGCUCAGGGCUGCAAGAACAAUAUAAACAACCCGCGCGCACGCCCACUCAAGGACUUCCGCACCCUCCAAACCCACUACAAGCCCAAGCACCGGGCUCGACCCUUUGCCUGCCGCCACAAAUCAUGCAGAAAGACUUUUUCCGUGAAAGGUGACUGGCGCACGCACGAGAAGAACUGCAGGAAGCUAUUGUUCUGCAUCCGUGGCUCUGACUUCAAGCACAAGCGCUCUCUCAAGGAUCACGUCCGCUCCUUAGGGAAAGGCCACUCUCCCCAUCCUUCCCUCGAGGACGAGAGAGAUUGUUCCAUCACGCCCGGCUCUGAAGACGAGCCUUGA
Molecule: messenger RNA, 432 nt
Organism: Striga asiatica
Lineage: Eukaryota; Viridiplantae; Streptophyta; Magnoliopsida; Lamiales; Orobanchaceae
Source: the annotation of a GenBank genome assembly